UGAAACUCAGGCAGCUCUGCGCUCUGAUAGGCUGCUGGAGGUUCCAUAUAAGAGAGGUAGAGGCUGUGAUUUUUAUCUGUUUCGUGCUGCAGAGAUUUGGAAAGAUGACGCGGUGCAGAUCUUUAUUUGCCAUCGUUUGGCCUCUUCUGUUUCUCCAGGUCUCUGCACAGAGCUGGAGUAUAUUUGGCGUCCAGCGGAAGGGGGCGCCGCAGGAGGGCGGAGUCAGGCUGGUGGGGAGCGUGCCCACCGCGGGCCGGGUGGAGGUGUACCACAGCGGGCAGUGGGGCACGGUGUGUGAUGAUAAUUGGGAGAUGGCCCAGGCUCAGGUGGUGUGUCGCCAGCUGGGGUUCCCUGGCGCUGUCUCCGCCUCCGUGGGCGGAGUCAAUGGGGAAGGUUCUGGACCAAUCUGGCUGGAUGAUGUAACCUGCACAGGAUCUGAAAGCUCAUUGGCCAGUUGUCGCUUUAAAGGGUGGGGUAUAACCGACUGUUCCCACAAAGAGGAUGCAGGAGUGAUCUGUGAGAGCGGCAGUAGUGUGGACGAUGAUCAGAAGUUUUCACUGGACCACAGCAUCGGACUCUCUGAAGAUCUCGGUUCCCUCUUCGAUCAGGCGGAAAACUGCGAUGUCGACGUUCUGGUCGUUGAUUCCAGUGAUGAUCAAAGUCAUGGGAAAACAUUCUGCGUCCACAGAGUGAUCCUCUCUCUUUACCCCCAGCUAAACAUCUCAGAAUCCACCAGAAACAUCUCUGUAGACAUCAGCCAGACCUGCCAUCAUCACGUCUACAGCUUCUUCAGGUAUUUCUACACACGUAAGCUGGACGUCACCCUGGCUUCAGCCCAGUGCCAGCACCAGUUAUCCUACAUGUUUGGGAUGGAGCAUCUUCUGGAGGAAGUCGGCAAGGUCUUCACUCUGCUGCUUCCUCAGGACAAGACCUUCCGCACUCAGGUGUCCCUGUACGAGUACGGCAUCCGCACCGAAGACCUGCUGCUGCAGGAGAACGUCCUGCAGUACCUGUCCUGGAACUUCGAGUCGUUCGUCAGCUCUCCAGCCUGGAAGACCAUCACCGUACACAUGAUGGAAGCUCUGCUGUCUCGCUCGGACCUGGUGGUGGAGGACGAGGCGUUUCUUCUGGAGACUCUGGAGAACUGGCUGGAGCAGAGGACGGACGUGACCUCACCCAAACGCCUAAUCAGCCUCCUGAAUCAGAUCCGCUUCUGCAUGAUCCCAGUGGAAAAGCUCUACGACUUCCAGUUCACCUCGUCUUUGUACCAGAGCAACGAAGAGUACUUCAGUAGCGCCAUUUUGAGAGCCUUCCAGUUCAACAGCCUUCCGUUCUCAAAGAUCAGGAAGCAUUUCAACGACUCCGACAGUUACCUGCCCAGAAUCUACACCUCCAGCAACUGGAGUCUGGUCCUCAAUUCCACUUCCACACGAAACAACAUGUACAACCAGUAUCGCCACAACUACUACUCCAAUCCCGAAAGGCAGGGAUCGUUCUCCACUCCAGCCCACAACAGUGUUCUCUACAAUCAGAAGAUCCUCCAGUGGCAGGCGCAGGUUCUCCUCUACAGCUGGGAAUGCUCCAACCAAGGCUUCACCUGUGAAUCUCUACCAAUGGCCAGGCUCAUUACCUACGACCGCUCCUACCAAAGUACCAUUCGCUUCAGCAACAAGCUAAUUCUCACCUGCAAGACUGAGAACACCGUCUUUCACGUCCAAGACUUCAAAAACGACAAGGCAGCCAUUCCCAGCAACGGCACCAUGAGUCUACCCAACCCCUGCCCUGAUAACUACUUCUACACCUUCGUGGUGCGUCCGGAGUUCAUCUGAAAGCAUCCUUAAGUGAUGAAACUGGCACUCAUCAGGACCGCACCAGAAAAGGAAGUGCAAGAGAUUCCCAUAACCAAAUGUGUGCUUUAUGUGUGCUAAGCUAUGUGGAGAUCAGAACAUGUUUCUCUUUUAAAGGAGAACUCUGGUGUAAAAUGGAUUUUUGUUGUAGUAAAACAUAAUAAAAAGUUCUUACGCCGUUUUUACACCGUUAUCCAGCUCAAAGUAGCUCCACACCUCCUUACUAGAAUCUGAGAGGAGAGUCCUGACAUUUAAACGAGUCAUUUAGAACUCAAAAAGUGCACAAAAAGCUUAUUAAACACCACUGAUUACAUCAUAUACCGCUAGCUUCAGCUCUGAGCGCCGCCAUUCCUGUACUGAUAAUAACAUAGACUUAAAUAUAUAUAGACUCUGCAUAGGCUAUGAGGUUUAUUGGGGCAAAAUAUGCCCCGAAAUACUGAAUAAAAAGCACAAGAUUACUGGAUUUCUGAACGCUGUGGGAGAAUGGAGGUGAGCUAUUCAACAAAGAUAUGAACUUUUUAUCAUGUUUUACUACAACAAAAGUACAUUUUACACCAGAGUUCUCCUUUAAGUGAUGAAACUGGCACUCAUCAGGACCACACCAGAAAAAGAAAGAGCAAGAUUGUCCAUUACUAAAUGAUUUAUGUGUGCUAAGCUGAUUUAUGUGUGUUUAUUAGAGAUUUGCCGAAAUGGAGACAUUUGUCUGAAAUGUCGCUACUUUUCACAGAUUCUCAUUUAACUUGUCUCUUUUAUUUCACCAUUACCUGAACUGAAUAUGCUAAAUAAAUAUAUAUUUUUCUUGCUUUUUUAAACUAUUAACAAACUGCAAUUUAGAUAACAUACUACUGAUUUUUCUAUUACAAAAAAAGAUAACAUUUUUGUACAAUGUUUAAAGAUGAUAAAACAAUAAAAAUAUAGUUUUUGA
Messenger RNA from Astyanax mexicanus (Mexican tetra), 2772 nucleotides. RefSeq names its product galectin-3-binding protein A. Lineage: Eukaryota; Metazoa; Chordata; Actinopteri; Characiformes; Acestrorhamphidae. The transcript has 6 exons. The record is from RefSeq and is a predicted model, not a curated record. Bases 105 to 1829 code for a protein of 574 amino acids. Gene Ontology annotation, cellular component: membrane.